UUUUAAUCCAACAACUCACUUUUGCUCCCUUCAAAGAAAUCCCAUCUUCGUUAAUAUCUCCAAAUUCCUUCGUUAUAUUUAGCGAUGGCUCCAAAGGCCGAGAAGAAGCCCGCCGAGAAGAAGCCAGCGGCGGAGGAGAAGAAGGCCGAGAAAGCUCCGGCGGAGAAGAAGCCAAGAGCCGAGAAGAAGCUUCCCAAAGACGCUUCCGAUAAGAAAAAAAAGAGAGCCAAGAAGAGCAUUGAGACUUACAAGAUCUACAUCUUCAAAGUUCUCAAGCAAGUUCAUCCUGAUAUCGGAAUCUCCAGUAAAGCCAUGGGGAUUAUGAACAGCUUCAUCAACGACAUUUUCGAGAAGCUCGCUCAGGAAUCCUCAAAGCUUGCUCGCUACAACAAGAAGCCGACUAUCACCUCUCGGGAGAUCCAAACGGCGGUGCGCCUUGUUCUUCCUGACUCCCCGACGACUUUGAUAUGCCUGAGUUCUCAUCAGUUACGAAUCAGUGGGAUCUAUUGUAUGAUUACAAUACACUAAUGGAGAAUGUAUCAGAUCUUUCCUACAGAUUUUGCUCCUCACCAAGGUUACAGGGAGGCGGGACUGGGCAAAUUCAUUACCUUUCAAGUUGGAUUCUAAUGGUCCCUGAGGAUUAUCUGGAGCAAAUAAGGGUAACCCAAGGAUUAGUGCCAAGUUUAUUGCUCCUUGUUACUAUAUCAACAAGUAAGGAUUUCACUCUUUUUCUCCUGUGUUCACAUUUGAAUAAUGCAUAGCUUUAGAUUGUUGAAACCAUCCCUUACAUCUCUGAUAUUAUAUAUCAAUAGAUAUGCUUAUGCAAUUAUGAUGAUUAAGUACCUCGUGCAUUAAGCGGAACAUGUGUGGUAGCUUAGUAUAAUGGCUGACAGAGUGAUAGUUUAUUGAGAGUGAGCUAUCUCUCUCAAUUCUAUCCCAAAUUUGGCCUGCCUUCUCUUGCAUCUCUGUCUUCUUUUUAAACAUCUUACUACUAACAAGUUAACUAAUUCACUUGCUCUUCCCAACCAUAUGCAUAAAAAAGUUAUUCUCAAUGAUUAUUCUACCCUUUGAUCCUAACGUAUGUCCAAGUGGCAUGGGCAUAAGCUUCAUUCGGUAUCAAGUGUCAGUUUGUGUUAUACAUGUAAGGAAAAGAAAAAAAAAUCAUUUCACUCUUUCUUUUUGGAAACAUUCCUGGAUGCAAAUUAUAACAAUGUUAGUCUGAGGAGGCAAGUAUUAUUCUUAAGAAAUUUUUAAUAUUUGAAGCAAAGUAUUUCUUUUGAUAAUGUAGAUGUGGUAGUUAAUAACAAGUGACCAUAGGGACCCAAGCACAUGAUACUUGAAACUUGAGUGUAUUAGACCUCUUUAGCGUUUCUGAAUUUUUAUAAUAUUUCCACUAUGAGAAAGAUAGUAUGUGUCAUUUGAAAUUAAAGCUCUAGGAAACGGAAGGCAAAAAGAAAUCAGAAAACUUUGGUAGGAAUUGUAACGUUGAUGUUAGGAAAAUUGCCAGUGCAUUUGCUGUGCAUCUUUGAUAAAAGGAAUGUGUCAUCAGUUGUGGAGGUGAGAGAAUAUUGAGAGGGCAGUAAAUAAACCGCUCCAAGUUAGGUGAAAUGAGCAUGGGGUAGGAAAUGAAUAACGGAGUAGUCUCGAAUAAGUGUUCCAAGCAGUACACCAGAUUAUUAAUUGCCAAAGUAGGUUUGGACUGGGUGAGCUUUUAGGAAUUUAUAUCCUCUUUCCAUUUUACGCAUUCAAGAAAGAAGGCAAGUCAAGGCUGACAGUUAGAGAAUUGAAUAGUAAGAACUAACUGAAGCUUCUUUAGUUUUGUAAAAAUACCAGACACCUCAAAAGUUAAAAAAUUCUUGGAGCUUUCCUCAAAAAAAAAAAAAAAAUAAAAAUAAAUAAAAAAAAAAAAAUAAAAAAAAAAAAAAAAA
Molecule: messenger RNA, 1928 nt
Organism: Cucumis melo (muskmelon)
Lineage: Eukaryota; Viridiplantae; Streptophyta; Magnoliopsida; Cucurbitales; Cucurbitaceae
Product: histone H2B.7
Exons: 3
Coding region: 85-528 (147 amino acids)
Biological process (GO): nucleosome assembly
Cellular component (GO): nucleosome
Molecular function (GO): protein heterodimerization activity; structural constituent of chromatin; DNA binding
Source: RefSeq, a predicted model, not a curated record